This is a messenger RNA of Enterobius vermicularis (human pinworm), 567 nucleotides long. NCBI's taxonomy places the organism in Eukaryota, Metazoa, Nematoda, Chromadorea, Rhabditida, Oxyuridae. The record is from the annotation of a GenBank genome assembly.
AUGGGUAUAUUUUGUAGCGGUAAAAAUUGGUUUUUAGAAACCCGAUAUUGGUACAAUCGAAUUCUGAAGGUCGCUAAACAGUAUGAGACAAAAGCAUUUUUUGCAAUCAGUAAUGAAGCAGUUUUUGAUCAGGAAUUAGAGGACUUUGGAUUGAAAAAAAAUGGUGAACGAUUAGUUGGUACAGAUGAUCAACCGAUGAUUGCUGCUGAUACGAAUCGUGGAAGAUAUCGUAUGGAAACCAAUUUUAGUGUUGAAAACUUUGCUCAAUUUGUUCAAUCAGUCUUAGAUAAUCAAAUUGAAAAAUUUAUGAAAAGUGAAGACGAAGUAACGAACAGUGAUAAUUUUGUUAAGGUGGUUGUUAACAAAAAUUUUGAUCAAAUUGUUCUCAAUUCACCGUUUAAUGUAUUUUUGAUGCUUUUUUCACCAAUUUGUGGUAUCUGUCGUCGGUUGUCGGUAAAACUUGAUGAACUUGAUCAACAGUUUAUCAACGAAGAUAUUAUUUUUGCAAAAAUGGAUAUUAUGGCCAACGAUAUACCACCGCUGUUCACCGAUGGACUAUUGUUGUAA